This is a messenger RNA of Letharia lupina, 789 nucleotides long. RefSeq lists its product as uncharacterized. The record is from RefSeq and is a predicted model, not a curated record. Lineage: Eukaryota; Fungi; Ascomycota; Lecanoromycetes; Lecanorales; Parmeliaceae. Bases 1 to 789 code for a protein of 262 amino acids. The transcript is spliced from 4 exons.
AUGGGGAGAAUAGGUGACGGUGAUGUCCAUGCUGCCUAUGUCGAGUUCCGCGCAAAAGAAUCUGACAAGUGUCUCUCCGCACAAUGCAUCUACUGCCAAUCUGUUCGCGCAAAAAAUACCUCCCGUCAGCGUCAACACUUGCUCGAGUGUCCCAAUUAUCUUAGUGCUAUGAAAGAGCAUAAUCCUGACAACCCAAUCCUCCACGAAUCCAUCAACGGCACUCCUACCGUCACUCCCUCCGCCAAACCGAAGAAGCGUGAUCACGACACCAUGAUCGGCUUCCAAGGCGACUCCUCUGCCUCGCGCUCCUUUCCCAUCCCCAAACCUGUUCUCGAGCGCGAUUUCCAGAUGAGUGUCCAGCUGAACCCGAAGAUCAGUGUUGGACCUGGCAUUUGGGGACAACGGAACUGGGUUGGCUACAUCUCCGGUCACUGGAAUGGUCGUUGGGGGAAAGGCACGGUUGUGCCAGGCGGACAAGACAAACAACUCGUCGCACCCGACCUCUCCACCCACCUCGACUCUAGCUACCUCCUUCAAACCCAUGACCACCCUCCUGCAUACAUCUCGGUUAGAAAUGAAGGAUGGCGUGUCGGGCCUAGGGAGACCUUGGAGAAGCUGGAUGACCCGGCUCAGGCAGAUGAAGUCGACCCCAAGACCUACUCUUUCAGACUCUACAUCCACAUGGAGACUGGCGACUCGAGGUACUUGCACUUGAACACCGGCAUGUGGAUUGGGAGUGGAAUCCGUCGCGGCACUGAAGUCAUCUACGAUGCUUACCGCGUCAUCUGA